CAAAGUUUAGGACGCCUUGCCGGACUGAACGUUCAACAAAACUAAAUCAAUAGCAUCCGAAGAACAUAAUUCGGAUUCGUAAAACAGCUCAUCAGAUCAAAAUGAGUACAACUGCAGUCAAGCGCCCUUCAGAUGCACUAGUUCCAGUGAACAAUGCAAAGAAAACCCGUACCGAUAUCGUUGCAUACACGGCGAAAGAUAAACAACUUCUAGAGCAGAAUGUUGAAAGAACAUCCGGCCUGCUUGGGCCAAUAAUGCUACUUGAAGGGCACGGUGGGGAGAUCUUUUCCACCGAGUUUCACCCGGAAGGAGAACAUCUUAUGUCCACCGGAUUUGAUCGGCAAAUUUUUCUCUGGAAAGUGUAUGACGAAUGCGAAAAUGUAGGUGUUCUAAGUGGCCAUUCCGGGGCAGUGAUGGAGGCUCAUUUUUCUCCUGAUGGAUCCAACAUUUACACUUGUGCCACCGAUAAGGUGGUCGGAGUGUGGGAUGUGCCAACGUGCACUCGUGUCCGAAAGUUAAAAGGACACACGCACUUCGUCAACAGCUGCAGUGGCGCACGCCGCGGACCGACAUUGAUUGUAUCUGGGUCGGACGAUUCUUCGAUUAAAAUCUGGGAUGCACGCAAACGGCACGUUAUAAGCACGUUUGACAACAGUUAUCAAGUUACGGCGGUAUGUUUCAAUGACACAGCCGAGCAGGUAAUCUCCGGUGGCAUCGACAACGAAAUUAAGGUAUGGGACAUACGCAAGAAGGAAAUUCUUUACCGUCUCCGCGGUCACUCGGACACCGUUACGGGCUUAUCGCUAUCACCGGAUGGAUCGUACGUGCUCAGCAAUUCCAUGGACAACACGCUGCGCAUUUGGGACAUCCGACCAUAUGUUCCCGGCGAACGCUGCGUCAAGAUAUUUUCGGGUCAUCAGCAUAAUUUCGAAAAGAAUCUGUUACGCUGCGCCUGGUCUCCAGACGGGCUGAGAAUCAGUGCAGGUUCUGCGGACAGAUUCGUGUACAUUUGGGACACCACUUCCAGGCGGAUCCUGUAUAAACUACCGGGGCACAACGGAAGCGUCAACGAUGUCGAUUUCCAUCCUAACGAACCGAUAAUCGUGUCUGGUUCAAGCGAUAAAACGUUGUAUCUUGGAGAAAUCGAUGCUUAACAAAGUCCUAAUUUUACAAAUAAAACACAGAGGCGUAGAGGGAA
Molecule: messenger RNA, 1198 nt
Organism: Anopheles coustani
Lineage: Eukaryota; Metazoa; Arthropoda; Insecta; Diptera; Culicidae
Product: U5 small nuclear ribonucleoprotein 40 kDa protein
Exons: 4
Coding region: 102-1154 (350 amino acids)
Cellular component (GO): catalytic step 2 spliceosome
Molecular function (GO): protein binding; RNA binding
Source: RefSeq, a predicted model, not a curated record